Drosophila willistoni is the source of this 563-nucleotide messenger RNA. RefSeq lists its product as uncharacterized. The transcript has 2 exons. The record is from RefSeq and is a predicted model, not a curated record. Bases 81 to 563 code for a protein of 160 amino acids. Lineage: Eukaryota; Metazoa; Arthropoda; Insecta; Diptera; Drosophilidae.
UUUUUUGUCACCAAUAUCCGAGUAGGCUGUCGCCCAAAUGUCAAAACAGAUAUUCUUGUUCCCAGUUAUCGAAAUCGAAAAUGGGAGCGGAACAAUCUGCUUUAUUAGCUUGUACGCAAACAGGGAUUCCUGAGAUUCCUCUUAGUCUGCCCAAUUCGGAAUUGUUCUUUCGCUUGUAUUUCGAAAAGAUGUCUAAACCGGAGACGGGUCCCAUAACAACAGCUCUUUUGCAUUUAAUUGAACAUGUAGAUUUUAGAGGACCCCAAAUGGUUGCUCCAGAACCGGCAUCAGAUGUCGAUUCGGGUGUUGAGAAUGAUGAUUUGGAGAGGGCAUCGAGCGAAUUGUUAAAUAAUCGCCAUGAAUGGGAUGAUGACAGCGAUGUAUCCGUAGGAUCUGUGACGACAAAUUUGAGCAGUGAUGUUGAUGAUUUGGAAUCUUUGAUUUGGAGGCCCUUAGAGCCAAUGGAAACGUACGAGACGGACGAAGAAAUUGUCAAUGAAAUGAAUGAAGAUUACCAUCAGCCACUCCCUUAUUUCGAUCAUUUUGUCGAAGAGGAGGAAUAA